This is a messenger RNA of Pseudonaja textilis, 5135 nucleotides long. RefSeq names its product AE binding protein 1 (gene AEBP1). NCBI's taxonomy places the organism in Eukaryota, Metazoa, Chordata, Lepidosauria, Squamata, Elapidae. Gene Ontology annotation, molecular function: metallocarboxypeptidase activity; DNA-binding transcription repressor activity, RNA polymerase II-specific; zinc ion binding. Gene Ontology annotation, biological process: regulation of DNA-templated transcription; protein processing; peptide metabolic process. The record is from RefSeq and is a predicted model, not a curated record.
UCGGAUCGGGGAGGGGGACCGACCGCAGUUAGGGGAGGAGACCAGCAGCGACGUUUGCUCGAACUGGAUCCGGAGGUUCCCCGCGGCUGCCAGCAACUCCCUCCCUCCCUCCCUCCGUCUCCAGGCCCUUGGUCCCCUCCCCGCAUUUGGUUGCCAAGAGGAGACGGAGCGAGCUCGGGGCAAGGCAAGAGCAUCUGCGCGGAACGGCGGCGUCCCCCGCUCCGAUCUCCCUGCGGCAGGACUGAAGGCUCCCGGGGCGAAAGGAGGCUGCGGGGAAGCGGCGCUGUCCCUUCUGGGCGCUCCGGCUUGCCUUCGCUACUUGGCAGCCGCUGCUGGGCUCCGUUAGAAGCAGCCGCGCGAGAUGGGACGGCGCGAACUGCUGGCAAGUCCUGCCGUCGCCCGCUGAGCUCGGAAGCCUCGAAGCUGCUCGGUUGGAGCUCCAGGGCGAGCUGGGAAGAGGAGACCCUGCCUGGCUUCUACCAACGCCGACUUCCCUCGUUCUUCCGACGAGCUGUGAUCGACUCGUCCUCCUUCUCGUUCCCUUCCGCAAGUCAAGUCCUCGACCGUAUUUCUCCUUCCCUCUGUCUCUAGCCUCUUCCCCACUCAGCUGCGCCUUCCAGAGAAGACAGAUCCUAUACCAGAAAAACAGGUAGCAGAUCACCUGGACGUAUCUGCCUUCCCUUCUUCCAGCAUCUGCAUGAUGAAAGGUGAUGGGCCCCGAUUGCUUCUUUCCCUGCUGGUGGGAAUCUUGUGUCUCUGGAACCCCAGUCCUGUAGACCCCCAGUCUGUGUUGACCGACCACGAAAUUGAGGAAUUCCUGAAAGGCUUCCUGGGAGAGGGGGAUGAAGACUUGGAAGGGCCAGAGACAGGAAAGGUGGCUGUUGGUGAGGAGCUUCCCAAAAAUCAAGGAAACCUGAAUCCUGCAGAAAGAGAGAAAGCUCCAACGGAGGAGGUCGAAGAAGUAACACAGGAGAGAGUGACGGAGAAGCCCAAGAAAGGGAAGAAGGAGAAGCCACCUAAACCUACAAAAAAGCCAAAGGAAAAACCACCCAAGAGCUCCCCAAAGCCAAAGCCUCCAAGAAAGGAGAAGCCUCCCAAACCCACCAAAAAGCCAAAGGAGAAGCGUCCCAAAGCCACCAAGAAACCUAAGGAGAAGCGUCCCAAGGCCACCAAGAAACCAGCAGCAGGAAAGAAGGUGGAAAGGCCUUCUCCUCCAGUUCCACCAGAAGAAGAGAGGUAUCACUUUCCAGAAAGACCACUGAUCCCACCCACAACAGGAGUCGAAGAUGGCUAUGGAUUGCCAGAUCUCUUACCCUACGGACGAGAAGACGACUUCUCCCGAGUCAACGAAGAAGGGGGCGAAUCUCUCUAUCCUGAGAAGGUCAUUGAGAAACAAGAUCCAUCUAGGUUUCACACUGAUGUCUAUGAAUCUCCAACGGAGCCACAGGAGACGCCCACCAAUGAGAAAGAUCCGGAAAGUCAGCCAGAAUUUCCUGUAGAACAAGAGCCACCAACACUGGACUACAAUGAACAGAUUGAGCGUGAGGACUACGAGGAUUAUCAAUAUGUCCGGCGUGAGAAAAAACCCAAAAAACCAUCGCAAAAGAAACCUGAGAGACCCAGGCUGGAACCAGAGGAGAAACCCACAGAGAAGGUGGAGGAACCUCCCACCCCUCCUUUCGAGAGUCAUUAUGAUGGAGGGAUACAGUUGCCAGAUUAUGAAGAUGUGGAUUAUGGUCUGCCUCCCCAGGAGCCCAAAAAAUUCCCCAGUGAAACAGAUGAAGAGAAACCUAAGAAAGGAGGAGGCAGUAGCAAGGAGGAAGAGGAGGGUGAGACAGAGGAGAACAAAUGGACAGAGGAGAAAAGCAAGGAGAAAGGGAAGCCAAAGAAAACAGGAGGGAAAAAAUGGGAAACUGAUGAAAAUGUGUGGACUCCAGAAGAGAAAAUAAAAUGCCCUCCCAUUGGAAUGGAAUCUCAUCGAAUUGAGGAUGAUCAGAUCUUGUCUUCUUCCAUGCUACGACAUGGUUUAGGAGCUCAGCGUGGACGUCUCAAUAUGCAGGCUGGAUCCAAUGAGAAUGAUUACUUUGAUGGUGCAUGGUGUGCAGAAGAUGACAGUAGCAUACAGUGGAUCCAAGUGGAUACUAGGCGAAUUACCAAGUUCACGGGCGUCAUCACCCAAGGCCGGGAUUCUCUGCUCCAUGAGGACUUUGUCACCACUUUCUACAUUGGCUUUAGCAACGAUAGCCAGAACUGGCUCAUGUACAGUAAUGGUUAUGAAGAAAUGCUUUUUUAUGGAAAUGUUGACAAAGACACUCCCGUAAUGACUGAAUUUCCAGAACCAAAGGUGGCCCGUUAUAUUCGGCUCUACCCAUUGACGUGGAAUGGUAGUCUCUGUAUGAGAUUGGAAGUUCUGGGCUGUCCCCUCUCCAGCAUCUACAACUAUUACAGUUUGCAAAACGAAGUGAUGACAUCAGUGGACAACCUGGACUUCCGCCAUCACAACUACAAGGAUAUGAGACAGCUGAUGAAAGUAGUGAAUGAAGAAUGUCCCACCAUCACCCGCAUCUACAAUAUUGGCAAAAGCUUUCGAGGACUUAAGAUCUACGCUAUGGAGAUAUCCGAUAAUCCAGGCGAGCAUGAACUGGGAGAGCCAGAAUUCCGCUAUACAGCUGGCAUCCAUGGCAACGAGGUGUUGGGUCGGGAGCUGCUGCUUAUGCUGAUGCAGUUUAUAUGCAAAGAGUUCAAGGAUGGAAAUCCACGCAUCCGGAAUCUGGUGACGGAAACCCGCAUCCACCUUGUCCCGUCGCUCAAUCCUGAUGGCUAUGAGAUUGCCAGCCAAAUGGGCUCAGAAUUAGGGAGUUGGGCUCUGGGACAUUGGAAUGAAGAAGGCUUUGAUCUCUUUGAGAACUUCCCUGAUCUCAACAGCAUCCUCUGGGCUGCAGAAGAGAGAAAAUGGGUACCACACAGAGUCCCCAACCACCACAUGCCAAUUCCUGAUCACUACCUUGCAGAAGAUGCUGCAGUGGCAGUUGAGGUGAAGGCCAUCCUAGCCUGGAUGGAGAAGAUCCCCUUUGUGCUUGGUGCCAACUUCCAAGGGGGAGAGAAACUCAUUACCUAUCCUUUUAACAUGGCUCGGCCCAUCAAUGAGAAUGAAGUAGGUCCGCCACCAUCCCUGGAAGACUAUGAAGAGGAAAACCCAGAAGUCAGAGAGACCCCAGACCAUGCCAUCUUCCGCUGGCUGGCGAUUUCCUAUGCAUCGGCCCAUCUCACAAUGACGGAAACGUUUCGUGGAGGUUGUCAGGAUCAAGAUGUGACCAAUGGAAUGGGGAUUGUCAAUGGGGCCAAGUGGAAACCACAAGCGGGCACCCUGAAUGAUUUCAGCUACCUACACUCCAACUGUCUGGAGCUCUCCAUCUAUCCUGGGUGUGACAAAUUUCCCCAUGAAAGUGAACUUCCACAGGAGUGGGAAAACAACAAGGAAUCUCUGCUGACAUUCAUGGAGCAGGUACAUCGCGGUAUUAAGGGCACAGUGACAGAUCAACAAGGAGAUCCUAUUGCAAAUGCAUCCAUUUCUGUGAUGGGGAUCAAACACGAUGUGCAAACAGCAAGUGGAGGCGAUUACUGGCGCAUCCUGAAUCCUGGCGAAUAUCGUGUUACAGCCAAGGCCGAAGCCUACAAUCCGAGUGUCAAAACCUGCAGCGUCUUUUAUGACAUCGGAGCCACCCAGUGCAACUUCAUCUUGUCACGGUCCAACUGGAAACGCAUCCGAGAGAUCAUAGCCAUGAACGGCAACCACCCUCUUGGGAGGCCCAUGCUGGGACGACCCAUGACACCUAAGGAGCGCAUGCGCUGGAGGAUGAGGAUGCGCCAAAGAGCUCGCCUGCGCCAGAAGAUGCUUGAACGGCUGCGGAAAACCAGCACAAGCAUUCCCACCACCAUUCCUCCAAGUUCUGCAUUUCCCUUCUGGUUCAGCAGCACCACGCUCCCACCAUGGAGCCAAGAGCCUCCCAUAGCAGAAUCAGCCACUUCUUGGGAUGCCGAUGUCUACACGGAGACGGUGACAGAAUGGGAAACCGUAACGGAGGAAAUAACCGAGGCGGAGAUGACUGGCACAGCCUUUCCCAUGACCACAGCAGAGACGUACACAGUGAACUUUGGCGAUUAGGAUUAGUCUGUCAAAUUUGUGAGGCCUGCAGGCCAGGAACGCUCUAAAGACAUUCCUAAAGCCUACUCCGCCUCUUCUGGAGCAGGUAGUGAUAUCUAUUCACUGUAGUAUGUGGAGGCACAUUCUCCUAGUUUUAGGACCCACCAGGAACCCCUUGCUUUAAGCAGGCUCCAAGAGCCGUCACAUUUGCAUCAUUUAUUUUUCAAACACACACAACUUUCGAACGAACAAUUUUCUCUUUCUUCUUUGGAUAAAAAGGCUCAGCUUUCUAUAUAGGGCUGGAACACUAAAGCCCUGCUGAAUGGAAAGUUGAGGUGAACGAAUUGUACAUCUCAGACUGACUAUAGAAUAGGGAACAAGCUAAGAACAUAAUCUGGCUUAAUCUUUAUCGUUCUGGUAUAUUCACUUUUUUUUACUCCAUUCUACUCUAUGAUGUUCUUUACAGCAGGGGUCCCCAGCACCACCACCCUAGUCCAAGGACCAGCACUGGUCCUCAGCAUGCCAGCAACUGGGCAGCGCAAACAAGCAAAGCCCCAUCCAUAGGAUGUAGGGAGCAUGCAAAACCACGCCCCCUCCGGUCCAUGGAAAACUUUCUCAAUGAGACCAGUCCCUGUUGCCCAAAAGGUUGGGGGCAGCUGCUUUACUGUAAUCUACAGUGUAGGAUUCUUGCAAUGUAGAGAGAGAAGCAGGCUAGGCCUUUAUCCAGUGGCCCACAGCUGUUGCUUCCCCAUGCUUCCCACUGAAAUAAUGGAGCCCAUCAAGCACUGACACAUAUUUGGGACACAACCCAACCGUUUUAUCCAAGUGCUCCCAUGACUGUUUAUUUGCAGUUUUAAUACUUUUAUGAAAGAGAUGUGCUAUAUGAAAAAUUCAUAUUUCUUUCGAGUUCUAUUUAAGAAGUGAAAGAAUUCUUAAAGCAUUAGAAUAAGAGCCAUAACUAGAACCAAGCAAAAAUUGAUUAAGUUGAAAA